Messenger RNA from Peronospora matthiolae, 6339 nucleotides. The record is from the annotation of a GenBank genome assembly. NCBI's taxonomy places the organism in Eukaryota, Oomycota, Peronosporomycetes, Peronosporales, Peronosporaceae.
AUGGACACGUCCAAGCGCAUGACGGACGCGAAAGCCCCGCGCAAAGAGGUCGUCGAGAUCAAGCGCCUCGUCAAGUUCUACGCGCCCGACCGGCCGCCCCGCAAACGACUGCGUACGCUCCUGGACUUUCUCAAGCACCCGCCAGGCACGGACGCGCUGGGGGGGAACAUUGCCGUCGCUGUCCAGUCGCUCUUGUCUGGUGGCGCGUCGUCGAAAGACACGAGCAGCUCCGCGGCUGCAACCAGCGCGGGGCCCGAACACGCCGCGGCCGUCGCGGACUUUUGGGCCGACACGUCGAACGCAACGCUCGUGUUUAGCGUCGUGAGCGACUGCGUGACGGAGCUCGAGACGCUCUACGCGCCGCAUGAGACGGCGUUCCGGAAGCAGCGACGCAAGCCCCUGGAAGCCGAAGACUGGAGCGAAGUGUUUGAAGGCAUGGAGGUGCUCUUGCGCAACAAUGCUGCGCGGUUACGCGAUGGCUGGAACACGAACGGCCUCACGGUGCUCUUUGCCAAGCUACUGAAGCGGGACAACCACGCGAUGAUCAAGAAGUACGCGUUCCGCUGUCUCGCGCUGUAUACGGACGCGACGAGGAACUUGCAGCAGCUGGCGGCGAUGCCGGCGACGAGCACGUUGAGUUUCCAAGCUUCGAGAGCUGGGAGUAUUCGUCUCAUGGGAGAUGGUGUGGAGAUUGAUAUUGAUGCAGAGGAAGAGGAUACGAGGGGCGGGGGUGCACAGACACAGGCGAUACUAAGCCGGAAGAACAUGCACCUGGAGCUACUGCGCGAGAGCGUCGACUUUUCGCCGUAUGGAGGCGGCAGUAUUUUACUACCGGACAAGUUUUUGAAUGAAGGGGUACACGUGGAAGGCUGGAUGCGGCCCAUGCCGACGCAAGCUGAGGAGCCAGUGGAUAUGUUGAAGUUCCUGAUGGAUUUGAGCUUGGAACGAGAAGAUGUGCCGGGGAAACUUGCACUUGUAAGCACGACGGGUAAAUCCUCGGGCGGCAAUAGUGACCGAUUUGUGUUCUGGGCCGAGUUGAUCAUGAAGUUCUAUAUGCCUUUGUUGUACCCUAAGGUGUGUCUUAAGGUGAAGUUGAAAGAGGAAGGCGACUCGCUGGGAUUUUUCCAUCAUUGUCCGGGCAGUUUUCAGCGAGUGGUUGCGCGCUGGAUUUAUAAAUUGCGGUCGAAGGAGGAAUACAUGGAAGUGCUGUGGUCACGGCGUGAGUUCUCGGAGGUUGUCAUGGAAACUAUUCGCCAACGCUUUGCAUACCGAGACACAGAGCUGGUGGUGGAUGCCAUCAAGUUUUACUCUGGUGUCUGUACUGGAUCGCAGCACGUGCCAUCAGGCAUGAAGGCCCAAAUGAACGAGGUUUCUCGAGCCAUGAUAUCACACGUCUCGCAACUAUUUCACCCAUCCGUGCAGCUAGACGAUUCUAAGAUUUUACUGCACUGUAUUGAACUCCUCGAGCUCGUGUCCCAGCGGCGACUUGACGACUACACAUCCACUUACCUACGUAAAUUUGUGAUAUCUACAGUCGAUAAUUGUAUCAUGCUACGCGAGCCAGGACAUCGACAUGUGCUCACUGCGAUGCUGUCGAUCGUUUUGCAUGUUUGGAUGCAUUCAGCAGUGAUCGCGAAGUCUACAGGCGCACAGGUAUGGAUGGAGUUGACUAUUGCCAUUCGACGAUGGCUUGUCAAUCCUGCAGAUACCAAGGUUGUGGGUGCCGAAAUGAUAAACUGCUGGAAGCGUGAACUUCGGUUUGCAAGUUGUUUACUCAUGUAUGUGAUGGACAAGGGAUAUUCGUAUUUGAAAGUCACGCCGGAAGGAGCCUUCUUACUGCCUCAGAGUGAUGGCGGAGGAAAGAACGAUAGGGCUCCGGGAAGCGGUAAAACACUGCGGGAGACGAAGCAGGGAUAUCUUCAGUCGUCAGCCAAUUUUUUGAUGAUGACAGUGGUAGAUACACCUGGCGCUACGCUGCUGCUUGACCGUGUACUGCACCUUAUUCCUCCUCCAGCGGUGUCGGCUCUGACGCCAUCGAUGCAUCUGAAUGUGACUGAAGGUAUGCUACAGCUCGUGGAACUCUGGAUUGAAUCAGCCAUUGAGGCACGCCGAAGCCCGUCUUCGGAGCUUCAGCGAAUUAGUCCGUCGACGGUUCUUGCGUUGUUUGGCGAGUGGUUCUUGCCAGCAUGCGAGCUGGAUGCCGGAGAUUUCCAACCGUCCCGGUGCGUAGCAAUCGUGGCACUUUGCAAACUCUGCUCAGUACGCUGUGUCAACUCGAUUACUCGCAGCCAUCUCACCGUCGUGGCUCGUGUCCUCUUUAAAGGAAUUACCUCUCCGUCAGGAUUGGUUGUUUCUACUGUGCUGCAAAAGUCGUCAAGCGUGUUUUCUAUGAACCUCGAAGGCCUGAACAUUCUUGUGCCUGCAUAUUUGUAUGCUGUCGAUGCAAUCGUGAUCGGCAACAUCUGGACUCGAGCCGCGAAGUCAAAAGUAAACGCGUCGGACUGGAACAACGAGCUCAAUGCGGCGCUCGACGUGGUUUUCGCCAUCUUGGAGCUGCCCAAGCGAUUUCCAGGUCAGGAUUUCGUACGUUGGAAAAAAAAGAUCCAAGGUGUUUGCGGCAUUGAUGAGCUCGCAGUGGUGCAGGGUAUAAUUGGAGAAUUUCCGGAGGCAUUGGACGAUUUCCAUGUGAUCAUUGGACGUAUUCUAGUUCGUAUCGCCCAGCUUCCAUUUACCGAUGUCGUAAACAUCAAAAAGCGUGCGUUAUGGGGUUUGUAUUGCCUCCUUGUGAUGAACCUAAAACCUGACGAGACCGGAGAACAUGUAGUGGAUCCGAUUAAUCUUUCGGAGUGGGUUGUCCACCUCGUGGACGUAUGCCAAAAUGUGGAUUUUUCUAUUUCUACAACCGCACUCACUAUUCUGCAGGACAUGUCCGACUACCACGAGGAGAUCAACGCGUUUGAGCCGUCUUUGGUGGCACGAAUCGUCAUGACGCUGGCAGUGUUCGCCCAGCAACAGGUUGAGGAAGCCUCGAUUGAGGUACAGGCAGCGAUGGAGCGCAUGGGUGCAGCCAAUGCAUUGGGUGAGAGCGACAGCUCUGCUACCAAGUCCGCUUCGUUCACUGGGUCGAGUCUUGCAAGCGGAACACAGCUCUCGUCCAGUGGAGGUGGGCGUCGUGGUAGCGACAAUUCUAGGGCUAGUCGUGUGGAGAGCCCAAGUCCGGGUAACCCCACGGAAGCCACAGAUGCGUUCAGUAAAUUGAGAAGCAAGUUGAAGCCUGGGACCCCAAACGCUCCAUCAUCUGCGCCUUCCCCUUCAACAGACGGCCCUGCUAGUGCUCCAUCAUCUUCGGUGGCUGGCCACCGAGAGCAAGACAUUCCGGCCCUUCGCCUGAUUGUACAGAAAACUAGCGCAAUUUUCGAGUGUCUUCGUUUCUGGAUAAUGCACCGAGCUGAGGUGCUUCAAGAUGUGGAUGUGAAGAAGUUGAUAUUCAGCGCAAUUGAAGCCGCCUUGGUAGGCACACUGCCAGACGGAGAGUGGCAACGCGAGGUAGAACGUGCACGUACACUUGAGCGGCGCAUGUCAAUGCCGCUAUUGUUUUUGGGUUUGCAGAUGCGUGCAUCACUUGACAAUGAGCCUGGUCAUGCAUGGCUGAAGUGCUUUGAAGAGACUGCAGUUGCUGCUGAGGGACUUCUGAUGCACUUGCUUCACCAUAUCAACGGGUUCCCGUCACCUGCAGGCGUUGAUCAGAUGAUAUCGGAUUGCUCGGAGCUGUCCAAAUUGGAUGUCGCGCGCGAUGGUGAGGACGACGAGACGCCGACUGGUGCGUUGAGCUUUGUUUUCAUGGAUUCAAUCGUGUUCAGCGUUGUUGGCAGUCUUGAUUCGCCAUGCGCGCGGUUUAUUGUAAGAGAUAUGACGGGUCUGUUUACGUGGGAGAUAACACCAGCAGAGGUGACUCGAGGAAGCCAUUCUCUUACCGAAGAAGUUUCAGUCGCAAGUAGCAGUGCACCUGUAGAAAGAGAACUGAUGCUCGAGACGGAUGUGGAAGAGACGGAGACAAAGAUGCUGACACUACACAGACCAACUGGUGCUGUGCAGGUAAAAUUUAAGGCAUGCGAUGACGUUAACGUGAUGUGCAAGACGUGUGGUGGAGAAAAGCCUCCGACAAAGCCUGCUUCGUCUGACGCGAAAAGCGGGCGUACUCUGAUAAAGCUUGAGGCCUGCCAGGUCUCUUGGGAGCAGGAGCGAGAUACGCUUUCCAACAAUGUAUGCCCAGUAAAGAGUACGUACGUGUUUCAUGACGAUGGGACGGUAUCUGCGAGUGCAAGUACCAAAGACAGUGGUGAGUCGAAAAAGAAAGACAAGUCGCGCUCAUCUGAGAUUGAAAAGAUGCCAGUCGGUGGAAAUAAAGACGAUCGUCAGGAGCGGCUGGAGCGCAUCGCAAAGCAGAAUGAGGAGCGCAAUGCCACGGGCGCCGCAGCACAGCCUGGCCCGGAACCGCACAAGAUGGCAUGCCAGUGUCCGCUGCAAACGGAAUCAAAGUUCAAGCGCCGUACCACGACUACUAUCUGUGGUCUCUUCGACAUGUCGAUAAACGAGCCGAAUGUUGGCAGUCUAGACGAUGAACGGUGUCUACUGGAUCUUGUGCUUGAUAGCGUUCCUAUGGUGUUCCGUGAUUGUGGUGGUGAUACGACUGACAAGACCCUGUUGGGUGGGCGCUAUUCGAUGAUGCGGUACAACCUUGUGGACUUGUCACCCCCUUUGAGCCCUCUUCUGAUGGAUUCGGCCGAAGCUCCUGGAUUCUCAUUUUUACAGCGGCUUAUUCAUGAUGAAGAGUGUUAUUCACAGCUGAGGAAUUUCUUGAUAAAAGAUGAAAAUGUCGAGGGAAAAGAGCUUGUAGACUUUUGUGAUGCAGUCAAGAAAUACGAGCGCUCGUCGGUCCCGACAGAUCGUCUCGGUCAGGCUAGUGUCAUUUAUUGGGAAUUUCUGACCGUUGAAGGAGGUAAAAAGAUCACUUUUCCACCCGCUGUCGUCAUGGAUGUUCAGACUCAAAUUCACAAAGCCCAGGCUGUCCUUAGAGUAGCGGCACGAGACUCGUCUGGUCCUGCGUUUUCUCUCCCUGGCUCACUGUUUGAGCGCGCCAUGGCGUUCGUCGAGUACGAAUGCUUUAGCAAGUCAGGUUUACUUGACAAGUAUGUGGCAGCGCUGGAUCAACCGCCAGCAGCUUCGACAGCGGCUAGUAACGGCAAAAACUCCAGUUUGCCGUCGAUUCCACCUCAGCUUGCACUUUUCGAUGCGUUCUCGAUAAUGGAAGUUAAUGCCAGAGUAUCUCAUUUAGCCCUACAGAAGCGCAACGCGGACGAGCAAUUGAUGCGAAUGACGAAGCCUGGGGUGAUAGCGGCGGAGCGAUUAAUUGAAACCUCGCAGGGCGGCCUAAAGGAUAGUCGUGUGAGUGCUCUUGAUAUAUGUCGGUUGUUCCUGUCACAGGCCGGACUGUUGCCCUCCUUUGAUGGCGAUUCGAAGAAGAACUCGACACUUAAGCUGCUUGAGAAUGGGCCAAAACUGGAGCGGUCACUGAAGCACUUGGACAAGAGCCCAACACGCGAGACCAUGAAGAUUGGUGUGAUAUAUGUGGACAAAAACCAGUACACUCAGCAGGAAAUUCUCCACAAUGAGAAGGGCAGCCGCGCUUACGAGAUGUUUUUGUCGCAACUUGGCUGGAAGGUGAAUAUGCAGACCCAUCGUGGUUUUGUCGGUGGUUUGGACACAAACCCUCGAAGUCUGUCGAACGGAAAAACGACGCUAUACUAUGCGAGCUCUCACAGUGAGGUGAUAUAUCACGUCGUGACAAUGAUACCUACGAAACCGUCAGAUCCGCAGCAAAUUGACAAGAAACGGCAUGUGGGUAAUGACUACGUGCACAUCGUCUGGAGCGAUAAUGCUAAUCAGAGCUACGAUCCGUCUACCAUUACAAGCCACUUCAAUGACGUACAAAUUGUGAUAUAUCCCCUUCGCAAGACGCAACGUGGCUUGUUCCUGAUCAAGAUCCAUGCCAAGGAUAAGGUGCCGCCUUUUGGACCCCUACAGUCUGGCAUGGUAAUUCACCAGGCCGAUCUUGCUCAACUUGUGCGCCAGACAGCUAUGAAUGCAAAUCGGGUGUGUCGAUCUCAGACCAUGUUGUACGUGCGGCCAUACCCUACGCGAAAAAAGCUGGUGGACGAAAUCGUCGAACGAUACGCAAUGGAGUACAUGGAGAGUCAACUGCUUACAAUGCUGCUCGGUAACUCCACAUUGAAUUCUGCUUCAGUGCCGACUUUAUCGGCUGAUGCUGAAGGAGUCUAG